AUGGAAUAUAUAUGGUUGCUGUUGCUUCUAGCAAUUAGAGUGCUUCCGGGGUCUGGGCAGUUCAAUGGCUACAACUGUGAUUCCACCCUCCACAGUAGAUUUCCUGCUGAAAGAGACAUCAGUGUCUACUGUGGGGUGCAGGCCAUUACCAUGAAGAUUAAUUUCUGCACGGUUCUUUUCUCGGGUUAUUCAGAAACUGAUCUGGCACUGAAUGGAAGGCAUGGGGACUCCCACUGCAGGGGGUUCAUCAAUAACAACACCUUCCCAGCAGUGGUCAUUUUCAUCAUCAAUCUUAGCACCUUGGAGGGCUGUGGAAACACCUUGGUGGUAUCCACAAUUCCUGGAGUCAGUGCGUAUGGAAAUGCAACUUCUGUACAAAUAGGAAAUAUUUCAGGAUAUAUCGACACUCCAGAUCCACCAACAAUCAUCAGUUAUCUACCUGGGCUUCUUUACAAAUUUAGUUGUAGUUAUCCAUUGGAAUACCUGGUUAAUAAUACCCAGCUUGCUUCGUCCUCAGCUGCUAUUUCUGUGAGAGAGAACAAUGGCACAUUUGUCAGCACUUUGAACCUGCUACUGUAUAAUAGAUGGUGGAAUGUUCUCAUGGAUUAUUGCUACACAACCCCAUCAGGGAACCCCAAUGAUGACAUUCGAUACGAUCUCUUCCUUAGCUGUGAUAAAGAUCCUCAGACCACCGUCAUUGAAAAUGGCCGAAGCCAGCGAGGCCGGUUUUCAUUCGAAGUGUUCCGAUUCGUGAAACAUAAGAAUCAGAAAAUGUCCACGGUCUUCCUGCACUGUGUUACCAAGCUCUGCAGAGCUGAUGAUUGCCCCUUCCUUAUGCCGAUUUGCGGGCCCAGAGAACGGAGAGAUGCGGGGAAGAGGACAACUGGGAGCCCCCAGGGUGCUUCUGGAAGCGCAGUCCUCUCUGCCGGUCCCAUCAUCACUCGGAGCGAUGAGACUCCAACCAACAAUUCACAGCUUGGCUCUCCAAGUGUGCCCCCUUUCCAGCUGAAUCCCAUCACCAGCGCGCUGAUAUCAGGAAUGGUGAUUCUGGGAGUCAUGAGCUUCUCCCUUCUCCUGUGCUCAUUGGCUCUUCUACACAGGAAGGGACCCACUAGUCUGGUGUUGAACGGCAUAAGAAACCCAGUCUUCGACUGA
Molecule: messenger RNA, 1155 nt
Organism: Otolemur garnettii (small-eared galago)
Lineage: Eukaryota; Metazoa; Chordata; Mammalia; Primates; Galagidae
Gene: ZPLD1
Product: zona pellucida like domain containing 1
Exons: 10
Coding region: 1-1155 (384 amino acids)
Cellular component (GO): cell surface
Source: RefSeq, a predicted model, not a curated record